AAGGGAAGGAGGGAGGAAGAGGAAGAAGAUGAUGAGGAGGAGGAGGAGGAGGUGAAGAUGGAGGAAUUCAGCUUCAGAAAGAGCCGGAGUUCAACUUCCCUCCCGCCUGCUGAGUGUCCCGGCUCGCCCCCCUCCGGACCCCAGCCUCACUGGUUCCACACCCUGCAGGUCCGGAGGACUCGAGGGCAGCGAGGACGCAGCAACAGCGACCCGCUGGGAGGAAACAACUGCCAGGACCAGAACCAAGACCACCUCACCUGGAGACCAGGUCUUCAGUUCGGAGCAGCCCACUCGUACGUCAGUCUGGAGAAACUUGGCGAGGGAGCAUAUGCGUCCGUCUACAAAGGCAUCAGCAGGAUCAACGGGCAGCUGGUGGCACUGAAGGUGAUUCGUAUGAAGACGGAGGAAGGCGUCCCGUUCACCGCCAUCAGAGAGGCCUCUCUGCUCAAAGGUCUGAAACAUGCCAACAUUGUCGUCCUCCACGACAUCAUCCACACCAGAGACUCUCUGACGUUCGUGUUUGAAUACGUGCAGACAGAUCUGGCCCAGUACAUGAUCCAACACCCUGGAGGACUGCACUCACAUAACGUCCGGGUCUUCAUGUUCCAGCUGCUGCGGGCUCUCUGUUACAUCCACAGCCGGAGGAUCCUCCACAGAGACCUGAAGCCUCAGAACCUGCUCAUCAGCUACCUGGGAGAACUCAAGAUGGCAGACUUUGGUCUGGCUCGCUCCAAGUCCAUCCCCAGUCAGACCUUCUCCUCUGAGGUGGUGACGCUGUGGUACCGCCCCCCCGACGUGCUGCUGGGGUCCACAGAUUACUCCACGGCUCUGGACAUGUGGGGGGCUGGCUGCAUCUUCAUAGAGAUGCUGCAGGGGGCGCCGGCGUUCCCUGGAGACACGGACGUGUUCCAACAACUCCAGAAGAUCUGGACGGUUCUGGGCGUCCCGUCUGAACUCAGCUGGCCUGGAGUCAGCCAGCUGCCCAACUACAGACCAGAGCGCUUCGUUCACUCUGAGCCCAAACAGUUCAGGACCGUCUGGAAGAGGUUGAACCAGCUGCCCUACAAGACCGAGGACCUGGUCCAGAAGAUGUUGAAGGGGGUCCCUGCAGACCGGAUCUCAGCACAGGACUCCCUGCAGCACCCGUACUUCAGCACGCUGCCUCCUCCCAUCAUGCACAUCAGAGACACGGUGUCCAUCUUCAAGGUGCCAGGUGUUCGUCUGGAGACGGAAGUCCGAGAUGUCUUCAACCCCAGACGGAGAGUCAAACACUCACUGCUGCCCAGCACCAAGUGCUGGUGAGCAAACACUCAAACAACCGACAUCAGGCCACCUUCAGCCUGACGAGACAACUGGAGGGGCGAAGACACCCGCGAGCCGACAAGUCCACUGGGCUUUCAUCCAAAUAAAGGACGGACAGCCUGCUAGCAUGAAGCUAAAGUGUGAAGCUAAAGAUCGAAUCAAGAAGAUUUUGUGUCUUGCCUUCGUUUUUGUUGGACGUCAUGUCAGCACAUCUGGACGCAGCUGUGAGGAAACACAAUCGUAUCUUUGUUUCAAAGUUCGCUCUCAUUUCACAAAUUUGCUAAAUUUAGCGUCCUUCCAUCUUUUUGUUUGUUUGUUUGUUUGAAUUUAUUCCUUCAGAAACUUUUGAUGAACGUGUUCAUGCGACUUCAGAAACAAGAACAGAAGAACUUCUUGAAAACAAAGCAGUCGAGUUGUUUUGACAAAGUUCAUGAAUAAUGGAUCAAUCAGUGCGUGUUUUGAUUGACGGGUGGUUUUGAUUGAUCGGCGAGAUAAAAGGUGUUUUUGAAUAUUUAACUGUGUUUGUUUUCAGGCGGACGUCUGAUUGCGUUUGAUUGACACUCGAACAAAUAUCAUCAUAAAUAAAUCACGACGCUCAGCAGUCUUUGAUAUUCGGCCCCGCAGAGCAGCGCGACUGAUGUUCGCUCAGCAGACCGCCGCUAACGUAAAGAAAAGAUGGUUAUUCUAAAUUACUCUGCUCUGCGAAGCUAAAACUUCACUUUUACGAUGAAAACAUUUUCAUGAAAACUCAACGGUCAAACCCAAAGUGAGGCGGCCAAUCACAGAGCACAGAGCUAGCCAACAGAAUGACAGCUACCAGCUAGCGUUAAAGCUGUGCAGUUUGUUAUCAGCAGAAGCCUCCUGCUGAUGCUAAUGAGCCUAGCAGAAUAGCAUAAGCUGCCAUGUUGUUAAAGAUCUAAUCAAAUAUAAUGAAUGUGAUUUUUGAUUAAUUAGAAGCAAAAAGAUCCUGAAGUGUAAACAAUCAGAGUGAUAAGUGAUGUGUUUGUGUAAAUAGUGACUGUUGUUUGUUUUUAAUGCUGUCGGGUGAAGUUUGAUAGAUGUGAUACAAUUAUCAUCAUCUUCAGAAUUAAUAUCAUUAAAAAGAUGAAUGAAUAAAAAAUGAAUUACGUCAGUCUGUGCAGCUCCACACACACACACAUACACACACGCACACACACACAGUGCUGACCUGACGCUGACCUCCACAGGGAUUCUGGGAAGUGACGUGAAGUGAAGGCGUUGGUGUUCAUCACUUUCAUGUUUGUGUGUUCAGUGAUCAGCUGA
Molecule: messenger RNA, 2586 nt
Organism: Acanthopagrus latus (yellowfin seabream)
Lineage: Eukaryota; Metazoa; Chordata; Actinopteri; Spariformes; Sparidae
Gene: cdk15
Product: cyclin-dependent kinase 15
Exons: 13
Coding region: 58-1302 (414 amino acids)
Biological process (GO): protein phosphorylation
Cellular component (GO): nucleus; cytoplasm; cytosol
Molecular function (GO): cyclin binding; ATP binding; cyclin-dependent protein serine/threonine kinase activity
Source: RefSeq, a predicted model, not a curated record